GCCGUUUAGUAAUGUAAAAACCUGACCUCUGGACAGAUGUGGCAUAGGACUCCGCUGUUACAAAUUCCCUGAAGGUCAAAUGACGCAUGUGGCUUUCUCUCCUCCCUUUCCGUGAUUAUUUUCUGUUCUGUUAACAGAGAUAUGGAAGUUCUUUCGUGCUGUACACCAUUUAUUUCUCUUCCCACCAUUUCACUCAAGUCAAGGGGUUCUCCAGCAAAGCCUGUUAUGUGCUCAAUUGUUAACAUUGUGCAAACAAACAAUUCUGCGUUUCGAAGAAAACAUGGUGCUACAAUGUGGGGCCCUUUCAACAAUAACAUGAAUGUCUAUCAACUAUUUGAUGAUAUUAACUUGCAAAAUUGGUGUAAGGUGCCACGAAAUGUUGUUGUACAAUCCGAACUUGCUGGAACUGGGUCUCCUCAUGCUGCCUAUCCACUUGCAGAAUUCCAGUUGGGCUCAAAAGUCAGAGGAAUUUGUUUUUAUGCUGUGACUGCUGUUGCUGCCAUUUUCCUGUUUGUGGUCAUGUUGGUGACUCAUCCUUUUGUUAUCUUAUUUGAUCGGUACCGAAGGAAAGUACAUCAUCUUGUUGCAAAGAUUUGGGCAACUUUAACUGUUCUUCCAUUCUUUAAGGUAGAAUUUGAGGGACUAGAGAAUUUGCCACCACCAGAGACCGCUGCUGUAUAUGUUUCUAACCACCAGAGUUUUUUGGACAUCUAUACUCUUCUGAUUCUUGGCAGAAACUUCAAAUUCAUUAGCAAGACUGGAAUUUUUGUCUUUCCUGUUAUUGGAUGGGCAAUGUUCCUAAUGGGUACUAUUCCUUUGAAGCGAAUGGACAGCAAGAGUCAAUUGGACUGUCUAAAGCGUUGCAUAGAUCUGGUGAAACAGGGGGCUUCUGUUUUUUUCUUUCCUGAGGGAACCCGGAGUAAAGAUGGGAAGAUGGGUGUAUUUAAGAAAGGUGCAUUUAGUGUUGCAGCAAAAACUGGAGCACCAGUUGUACCAAUUACUCUUUUGGGAACUGGCAAUCUUAUGCCUGCUGGGAUGGAGGUCACAUUGAAUUCAGGAUCUGUGAAAGUUGUCAUUCACAAACCUAUAGUAGGAAACAAUCCAGAGAUAUUGUGUGAAAAAGCAAGAAAUACUAUAGAAGAUGUUCUCAUUCAUCAUAGCUGAGUAGUGCAUUGUCUAAUUUUUGUUUAGUUUCACAUCCCUAAUUUAUAGUGUAGAGGCAAAUUUUUUUAAUUUGAAAGGAAUAAGUU
This is a messenger RNA of Telopea speciosissima, 1250 nucleotides long. Its product is annotated as 1-acyl-sn-glycerol-3-phosphate acyltransferase BAT2, chloroplastic-like. The record is from RefSeq and is a predicted model, not a curated record. NCBI's taxonomy places the organism in Eukaryota, Viridiplantae, Streptophyta, Magnoliopsida, Proteales, Proteaceae. The transcript has 5 exons. Bases 142 to 1164 code for a protein of 340 amino acids. Gene Ontology annotation, biological process: phosphatidic acid biosynthetic process. Gene Ontology annotation, cellular component: membrane. Gene Ontology annotation, molecular function: 1-acylglycerol-3-phosphate O-acyltransferase activity.